AUGUGUCCCCCGAAUUUGUCAACAGUUCGUUUUGUAUACCCGGGGGAAGAUACGACUUCUUUGAUUCACGGUACUAUGGUACAACACUUGGAUGCCGAGUUCCUUGUGAGUGGGGUGCUGACUGAAAAAUCUGACGUCUAUUCUUUUGGUGUGGUACUUCUGCAACUACUCUGUUGCAGAAAAGCAUCCUAUGUGGUUGAUUGGGCCAGAAAGCGCAUACAAGAAGGAAACAUUAAUGAGAUGAUUGAUCUGUAUCUGAUAGGGAAGAUAGCUCCAGAGUGUUUGAAGAUAUACUUGGACAUUGCCACUUCUUGUAUUUGA
Molecule: messenger RNA, 321 nt
Organism: Quercus lobata
Lineage: Eukaryota; Viridiplantae; Streptophyta; Magnoliopsida; Fagales; Fagaceae
Product: receptor-like protein kinase ANXUR2
Exons: 1
Coding region: 1-321 (106 amino acids)
Biological process (GO): protein autophosphorylation
Cellular component (GO): plasma membrane; plasmodesma
Molecular function (GO): transmembrane receptor protein tyrosine kinase activity
Source: RefSeq, a predicted model, not a curated record